CUUCUUCGGGGCGAGUAUUAGUUAGCUUUUGUUCGCAGUCACGUCAUGCCUCCGAAGGAUGAAAGCUGUAAAUAAGAACAAUAACCUAAACUUGUUCGGUUCCCGCGCACAAACAUGAGCAUUCGCGCGCCAUAAUCCGGCCGAGCGUCACCUUUCCCGCUGGUUUAUAGCUGGAAACUGCACGGAGUCACUGCUCGCGUCCUCUAUGUUCAAAUUGCAAAUUCUUAAGAAUUUUAUAAUGGCUACAAGGAAUAUAGCUCUACGCAAUUACUCACCUAAAGUAAAAAGCCUAACAAUAGGCGACAAGCUGAUCUUAUACGGCGACGAGGCGUCUCCGCCCGUGCGGUUCGUUCAGAUGACAGCCUCCAUCCUCGGUAUUGUCCUCGACUUCCGUACCGUCGACCUCUUUUCUGGUGAAAAUAAGACAGAGUUCUACAAAAAUAUCAACCCGCUGCAGAAAGUGCCAUGUUUAAUGACGCACGACGAGGUGUUAGCGGACAGUCAGGCGAUCGGACUGUACUUAUGCCGGCGUUGGGACACCGAGCACGUGCUCUACCCCCCAGGCGACCUGGAACAAGCACGCUGCGAUGAGAUCUUGUUCUAUAAUGCCACCACGCUCUUUCCCAUAGACAGCGAUAUCUAUACAAAAUUUUUCGCUGGAAUUCCAGCCAGCAAAGAAAGAAUUGAAGAUUGGUUAAAAGCAUUGGACUUUUUAGAAAACAGGCUGAAAGAUCAUACUUGGCUUGCUGGAGAUAGAAUGAUGCUUGCUGACAUAUGCGCUGUGGCGACGAUAUCAACGAUGCUUUGUUUAAUACCAUUAGCAGACCAUCAUGUUAAACUGAGGCACUGGUUUAAUGAAAUUGAGCAGCAACCUUUCUUUAACAUUAAUAAACGAGGCUUAGAACGUUUGACGAAAUUUAUAACCGCAGUUAGAGUUGGAAGAUUUCAGCCAGGAAUAAACCUUGAUCAAAACUGAACAAAAACAAAUGUUUGCAUUGAAAAAUACAGAAUAUGGCAUAUAUUUAACUUUUAGUGUAUUUUAU
Molecule: messenger RNA, 1043 nt
Organism: Papilio polytes (common Mormon)
Lineage: Eukaryota; Metazoa; Arthropoda; Insecta; Lepidoptera; Papilionidae
Product: glutathione S-transferase 1-1-like
Exons: 6
Coding region: 206-976 (256 amino acids)
Biological process (GO): glutathione metabolic process
Molecular function (GO): glutathione transferase activity
Source: RefSeq, a predicted model, not a curated record